CCAGGCAGGGCUGCUGGCGCUGCUGUUGUGCUUCUGUCAGUGAAAACUCGAACUGUCAACAACACAGCUACUGUCGGGCUCAUUUGUAGACUAAGUGCAGAUUUUUUUUAUCGCGUCCAAUAGUCAGUAGGUAUUUGUUUGCUUUUGUGCAGUUGGAAGUUUGUUAAUGUCGCGUUUUUGAACAGCGUGAGGGGAGAAACGAUUGCAAAAGAAGGCGAGAGCAGCUGCUAGCUUUCUACGCCACAUCCCCUGUGUGGUAUAACGGCGCCCAAAGUUAGCCUAAAUAAUAAACAAUAAAGUAUCCUGGGAUUUUCUCAGGCAUUAUGGAGCUAUUGUGGGGUAGGUUGCACACCCCAUGAGAUGUGGACCGAAGUGAGAACGUGCCACUUUGCACCCCCUCUGCAGCAGCACUGACACUUGUUGUCAUGGCCUCCAGCUACCCACCCCCCUUUGAGGGCACAGGUGAAGUAAAGGAGGGUUUUCUUUGCCCACUGUGCCUAAAGGACCUCCAGUCAUUCUACCAACUCCAAGACCACUAUGAAGAGGAGCACUCUGGAGAUGACCGCCAUGUUCGGGGACAGCUAAAAAGUUUGGUUCAGAAAGCAAAGAAAGCCAAAGAUAAACUGCUGAAGAGGGAUGGGGACGACAGACCGGAUACUGGCAGUUAUGAGUCCUUCUACUAUGGUGGAGUGGACCCAUACAUGUGGGAGCCUCAGGAAUUGGGAGUAACUAGAAGUCAUCUGGACUUGUUUAAAAAGCACCGGGCAGCCAGGAUAGAUCAUUAUGUCAUUGAGGUCAACAAGCUCAUCAUUAGACUGGAAAAGCUGACAUCAUUUGACAGAGCCAACUCAGAUGCUGCUAAGAUCAGAGCCAUUGAGAAGUCUGUAGUGUCAUGGGUCAAUGAUUCAGACGUACCGUUUUGUCCCGACUGCGGAAACAAGUUCAACAUACGUAACAGACGGCACCACUGUCGCCUCUGUGGGUCCAUCAUGUGUAGGAAGUGCAUGGAGUUUGUUCCCUUACCCCUGGCCCAGAAGCUUAUCGCUGGGACUCGAGAAGCACUGUGUGUACCCGGAAGUCCCAGUCAGUCGCAGUCUCCACCAGCGGGAGGUGGCAGCAGCGGGAUGGGCUCUAGGAGAGGCAGCAUCAGCAGUUUGAGCAGUGUAACCUCCAUGCUGGAGGAAAAGGAUGAUGAGAAGAUUCGCUGCUGUCACCACUGUAUGGACACACUUCUGAAGAGACAGCAGAAGUUAGAAGAGAAGGACCAUGUGCCAGAUAUAGUGAAACUUUAUGAGAGGUUGAGGAUGUGCAUGGAGAAGGUGGAUGAAAAGGCUCCAGAGUAUAUCCGAAUGGCUGAGUCUCUCAAUGCUGGAGAAACCACUUACAAUCUUGACACUGCUGGUGGGUUAAGACUGGAAGUCCAGAAAUACUAUGAACUCAUCGAUGCUCUGAGUAAGAAGAUCUUAACACUAGGACUGAAGGAUGAUCCACAACCACAUCCGAAGGUGCUCCAGCUACAGAAAAUGAUCCGCUAUACCGCCACGCUGUUUGUCCAGGAGAAGCUGUUAGGUCUGAUGUCUUUACCCACUAAGGACAAAUAUGAAGAGCUGAAAGAAAAGAGGAAACAGGAACAAGAGAAGAGACUGCAACAAGAAAGACUGGCAGCACAGGAGGCUCUGAAGAGGAGGCAGGAGAGACAGGAAAGAAGCCGUCCACCUGUGAAUGCCAAUGGAGAGCUGCCCCAGGCCCCCAGAGAGCCACGAAUUACCAAAGCUGGUGGUUGGCUUCCCUCCGCGGACUCCAUCCACACACGUGGCGAACUGGAAGACCCCCUUCUGCAGCAGAUCGAGAACAUUGAGUCAUUCCUUCGUCAAGCUCGGGAGGCUCAGAGAACAGACGAAGUGACCAUGUUAGAGGAGAACUUGCGCCAGCUGCAGGAUGAGUAUGACCAGCAGCAGACCAGUAUUGCUCUUGCGCUCUCAGAAAAGCUUGCUCAAGAGGAGAGUUUGCAGCAGGGGGAGCUGCAUCGCUUGAAGACCUGGGAAAGGGAGGAGAAAGAGCAAUGGAGCUCUGCUGUAAACUCCUCCGAGCCAUCCUAUAAAUGGGAGCGGUCUCUAGAUAUCACUCCAACUGGAGGUCACCAGGGAGAGGACACACCAGCAGAGGAGCUGACUCCUAAGGCAGAAAGAAGUCCUCCGUCUUUUAGAGCAUUCCCUGCUCUCACAAGCCAGGAGGAGUCUCCCCCAAGGUUGAGAAGCUUAGGAGGCCAUGUAACACCUCCUGGCGGUGAAGGCCAGAAUAACACCUCCCUUAACCCCUUUGAAGAGGAUGAUUCCACACCCACCGAAGAUGAUCCAUCCAAUCCGUUCUUUGAGGACAUCAAGAAGGACCACAAAGAGGUAACCAACGGAAAGAAAGAAUACAACCCCUUUGAUGAAGAUGAAGAUGCAGAGGAGGACAAACUGGCUGAGACUGUUUCACGCAACCCCUUUGAGGAUGAUGACACAGAUGAAGGUAACCCAUUCCUAGAGGCUUCAGGAAAUUCUCCAGAAGUCUCGACUAACCCAUUUGACGGGGAUGACAAAGAUGAGGUCUUGCCGGAUGUGGACAUGAUAGAGGAGGAGCUGCUGCUACAGCAGAUAGACAACAUUAGGGCCUACAUCUUUGAUGCAAAGCUCAGCGGGCGUCUCGAUGAGGUUGACCUUCUGACACAGAACCUAAAAGAGCUACAAAAAACCCUCCAGGAGCAGAAGAAUAAGAAUAAGAAGCACUGACACAUUUCCCUCAAAAUCCUCCUGAUCACCUGCUACUUACCAAGUCCCACAAGGUUAGCUCACUUAAUGCGACUUCUGAGCCCACAGAAUUUAAUUUGGGUGAGGUCUGCUGUAUCACAAAUGAAGUUCAUGCCACAACAAAAAUACAUACAAGACUUCAGUAGUCAUUUCCUGAAUUUCCAAACAUUUUCUUAGGCUUCCUUGCCUGUUUAGGCCAAGGGCUCAAAUCUAAUGCACAUGUACAAUUUUAGAGCACUGUGAGUAAAAGUUAAUUUGUUUAGGCAUGUCUGCAGCUAUUUGCCCAGCUGUAAAAAUGCAAACAUGAACAAAUGAAGAUAAAACAAUGUCACUUUUAACGAAUGUUAAAUGAGACAGUCACAUGGUUCUCUGAGUAGAAUCUGGCUCUUCAGUAUAAGCUCUGAACAAAGUCAAAACGCUGCCAUGGCUGCAAAGCUAUAAAACGAUAAGAUCACACAUCCUAUCAUAGCACUGCACUGCUAUAGCACUGGCAGACCUGUGAUGACACCCCCCCCCCAGAUUAAAAAAAAAAGAUACUACAGAAACACACAUAGUGCUUCUUCUACCUUAUUAAAACCUGCUGCCUACAUGAAGCACAGUUCAACUUGAGAUUUGGGUUUGUAGUUGGUGACUGACUACAGUUUUUUCAGAAACUACUCCGCUCUAUCUGGAGAAAUGGCUUUAAAUGUCUUAAAUUCGCAGACUUUAAUGUGUAAAAUCUGUUUCAUUGAUGUUUGAAGUCUUGUAUUGGUGCUUCAUUCUGUGGUAAUUGUACUUCCUGCUUUUCAUUUAUCCCUUAGUAAAGAGCUAAAGCGCACAUUAUUUUACAUCUAACUUUCCCACAAAUAACUCACAGUCCAAAUGACCAUGUUAUUAUCAAACAAGAAGUGGAAUUUAACAUUUACUAAACAUUUGGGGAGCCCAGUGUUUGAAGGAAAGAGAUUAUUUGACAAAGUUGCUAUUAGUGUUUGAAUUAUAAUUUUAGUCAAUACGCCUGGACCAAUUAGAUUUGUAAGAGUAGUUAAAGAUGCAUUGCACAGAAUUAAACCAUGAAUGUGGCCUGCCACUAAAAAAAGUGUAGCUUAAUGUUACACUGACUAGCAAACGUUUUAAUUAUAAUUGUUGCAGCCAGCCAGUUAAUUAACUCUUAAACUAAAGGUGUCAAACCUGACUUUUUCAUUUCCAAAAUCUUCAGUUUAUUGCACCUGCUAUGUCAUCCAAUAAAUAUGCUGCAUCUUAUAUAACAGGGAGCCAAAAAAAAGGCUUCCUCAACCUGAUGUUUUUUUGUUUUUGUUACAGUACAGGAAUUUUGGCUGCAUGUGUGUGUUGUUCAGCUGGUAGCCCGGCAUGUCAGACAUCACAGCUAAGAUCUGUAUGUUCGGCUUGUUAUCUGAUCACUAGUUUCACCUGAAAUGUCCAUUCAGAGUUCAUCCAACCAGUUCACCCAGCAGGUACUAAACACUAUUUGCCAAGGGACACUGUAGGCAUAUACAAGUGAAUAAAACAUCUAAAAUUCACUGAAGUUCCAUUGUGUAAGGAAGUCAUUCAUAUUUGUUAAGUCUAAAUAAAUUCUUAGGUUAAUUUCUUUUUCUCGGUUAAACAUAUAUUAACACUACAUGAAUGCCAGCAAGUAUUAUCACCUUGAGUGCUGCUCUGCCGGUCCUAACAUUACUCUCUUUUUGUGCUUUCAGUCUCCUCGUAGAGUUUUUUGUGUUUGUAACAUCUGCAGAAAAUUUUUAGCAAAGCACGUGACCACCCUUAAUGUUUUGACAGCGUGAAUAACACAAGGAGAUUCAUUAAUGUUAAUUGCUGAUCUUUAUCUUUGAAAGUAAUUUAACAUCUCUGCAUUUAAAUGAAAAUAUUUGAAAUGGACACAGCGAUUUAGAAAUGUAAGGAAAUUCCAUCUCAGCACUAAUAAAACUGUCUGCAGUAAAAUGUGA
Molecule: messenger RNA, 4732 nt
Organism: Neolamprologus brichardi
Lineage: Eukaryota; Metazoa; Chordata; Actinopteri; Cichliformes; Cichlidae
Gene: rbsn
Product: rabenosyn, RAB effector
Molecular function (GO): metal ion binding
Source: RefSeq, a predicted model, not a curated record